Carlito syrichta (Philippine tarsier) is the source of this 1890-nucleotide messenger RNA. It is a transcript of the gene RASEF, whose product is annotated as RAS and EF-hand domain containing. The transcript is spliced from 15 exons. Gene Ontology annotation, molecular function: GTP binding; GTPase activity. The record is from RefSeq and is a predicted model, not a curated record. Bases 1 to 1638 code for a protein of 545 amino acids. Lineage: Eukaryota; Metazoa; Chordata; Mammalia; Primates; Tarsiidae.
AUGAGCGAAAGAGAGAAGUGCGAGAGGGAUAACAGAUAUACAUACCAGCUAUCAGGUGAAAAACAGUCACAGGAUCGGGACGAAGAAAAACGCAAAGCUGAGGAAGCUCUCAGUGACCUCAGACGUCAAUAUGAAACCGAAGUGGGAGAUCUGCAAGUGACCAUUAAAAAACUCAGAAAGCUCGAAGAACAAUCAAAACACAUAAGUCAAAAGGAAGAUGUAGCUGCAUUGAAAAAACAAAUUUAUGAUUUAUCAAUGGAAAAUCAGAAAGUUAAGAAAGAUCUUUUAGAAGCACAGACAAACAUAGCCUUUCUACAGAGUGAAUUAGAUGCUUUGAAAAGUGAUUAUGCUGACCAGAGUCUGAAUUCUGAAAGGGAUCUGGAAAUAAUCCGAGAAUACACAGAAGAUCGAAAUAGUCUUGAGAGGCAAAUUGAAAUACUCCAAACAGCUAACCGGAAACUGCAUGACAGUAAUGAUGGCCUGAGGAGUGCCCUCGAAAAUAGUUAUAGCAAGCUCAACCGAUCCUUGCGCAUAAAUAAUGUAUCACCAGGGAAUUCAAUUUCUAGAAGCAAUCCCAAAUUCACUGGUCAUUCUCCUCAACCUCUGGGCUAUGAUAGAUCAUCCCGCUCUUCCUACAUGGAUGAGGACUGUGACUCCUUGGCCCUCUGUGAUCCUAUGCAGAGGAUGAACUGUGAAGUUGACAGCCUGCCCGAGAGCUGCUUCGACAGUGGCUUGUCUACCUUGAGAGAUUCCAAUGAGUAUGACUCAGAGGUGGACUACAAGCACCAGAGGGGGUCUCAGAGGUCCCACGGGGUGCAGGAGAGCUUUGGAGGUGAUACUUCUGACACAGAUGUUCCUGACAUAAGGGAUGAAGAGACGUACGGUUCUGAAGAUGUGGCUUCCAUCUUAGACUGGAAGCCCCAAGGGUCUGUUAGCGAAGGGAGCACUGUUAGUUCACCAAGAAAGCCCAUCUCGGCACUUUCCCCCCAGACAGACCUGAUAGGUGAUGACCACAAAUCUCCCAGCUCACAGAAGGCCUACAAGAUUGUGCUCGCCGGGGAUGCUGCAGUGGGGAAGUCUAGUUUCCUCAUGAGACUUUGCAAGAAUGAAUUUCGAGGAAAUACAAGUGCUACCCUGGGAGUUGAUUUCCAAAUGAAAACUCUCAUUGUAGAUGGAGAGCGAACAGUGCUGCAGCUCUGGGAUACGGCUGGUCAGGAGAGAUUCAGAAGUAUUGCCAAGUCUUACUUCAGAAAAGCAGAUGGUGUUUUGCUGCUGUAUGAUGUUACAUGCGAGAAAAGCUUUCUUAAUGUACGAGAAUGGGUAGAUAUGAUUGAGGAUGCAACCCAUGAGACUAUUCCUAUCAUGUUGGUAGGAAACAAGGCUGAUCUUCGUGACACCGCUGCUGCAGAAGGACAAAAAUGUGUCCCAGGAUACUUUGGAGAAAAACUGGCCAUGACAUAUGGGGCAUUAUUCUGUGAAACAAGUGCCAAAGAUGGUUCGAAUAUAGUGGAAGCAGUUCUCCAUCUUGCUCGAGAAGUGAAAAAAAGAACUGAUGAGGAUGACAGCAAAUCCAUUACCAACCUGACUGGGACCAGUUCCAAAAAGUCCACACAGAUGAAAAAUUGUUGCAAUGGCUAAAUCCCGACACCUUUGGCCUGUGAAGUCUUCAUUUCCAGAAUACUGAAUUUGUGUGACUUGCUUGGUUCUCAAUAGAAUGGCAUAUCCUACUGACACUGCCAUACGGAGAGUUACAGUGUGGGAAAUCUGAACUUCAUCCUCUGCUCUUCUUUGUUGUAUCUCAAAGAGUGACUUGAGCCCUCUGGUUAAAUAGACUAGCCUUGUCCUUACAGGUCUUAAAAGAUCACAUGUCGGUGUCUUUUAAAUGGUAAA